UGUUCUCAGAGUCCGGGCGGCCAACGAGGGAGCCUGGAGCGUCGCCGGGAGCGUGGCCGGAACGCCCUGCGGAUCGCGGCGUCGCUAAGGGUCCCUCCUCUACUGUCACCCCCGUGGGCGGGCCCACGGCUCGGUGGGAACCGGCGGCACCAUGAGUGAGGAGUCAGGGAGCUACCUGGACGCCUACGACGACUACAACGCCACGACGGACUACGCGGUGGACCCCCCCGUCCUGUGCGUCCUGAAGGACGUCCGCGACUUCUCCCGGCUCUUCGUGCCCGUCACUUACUCCUUGGUCUGUGUCUUCGGCCUCCUGGGCAACGUCUUGGUGGUGCUCACCUUCGCGUUCUACAAGAAGGCCAAGUCCAUGACCGACGUGUACCUCCUGAACAUGGCCCUGGCGGACGUCCUGCUCGUCCUGACCCUGCCCUUCCGGGCGGUGACGCACGCCACGGGCCAGUGGGCCUUCAGCAGCGCCCUGUGCAAGCUGGUGCGCGGCGUCUAUGCCGUCAACUUCCACUGCGGCAUGCUGCUGCUCGCCUGCAUCAGCCUGGACCGCUACGUGGCCAUCGUGCAGGCCACGCGGUCCUUCCGCCUGCGGGCCCGGAUGCGGGCGCACCACCGCGCCAUCUGCCUGGCCGUGUGGGCCCUGUCCGUCCUCAUCUCCACCGGGACCUUCAUCUUCAGCCAGAAGUACCGGCUGCAGGACCGGGAGGUGUGCGAGCCCCGGUACCAGGAGGUCUCUGAGCCCCUCCGCUGGAAGCUGCUGCUGCUGGGCCUGCAGCUGCUGUUCGGCUUCUUCGUCCCCCUGCUGUUCAUGAUGUUCUGCUACCUGUUCAUCGUCAGGACCCUGCUGCAGGCCCAGAACUCCAAGCGGCACAAGGCCAUCCGCGUGGUCGUCGCCGUGGUCCUCGUGUUCCUGGCCUGUCAGGUCCCUCACAACGUGGUGCUGCUGGUGACGGCCGUGAAACUGGGCAAGGUGGGCCGGUCCUGCCAGCGCGAGAAGGCGCUGGGCUACCUGGAGACGGGCACCGAGGUGCUGGCCUUCCUGCACUGCUGCCUCAACCCCGUGCUCUACGCCUUCGUGGGCCAGAAGUUCCGGAGCUACUUCCUGAAGAUCGCCAAGGACCUGCUGUGCGUGGGGCGGCGGUAA
Molecule: messenger RNA, 1153 nt
Organism: Myotis davidii
Lineage: Eukaryota; Metazoa; Chordata; Mammalia; Chiroptera; Vespertilionidae
Gene: CCR6
Product: chemokine (C-C motif) receptor 6
Exons: 3
Coding region: 152-1153 (333 amino acids)
Biological process (GO): thymocyte migration; chemotaxis; immune response
Cellular component (GO): membrane
Molecular function (GO): chemokine receptor activity
Source: RefSeq, a predicted model, not a curated record